This is a messenger RNA of Ceratina calcarata, 521 nucleotides long. It is a transcript of the gene RpS20, whose product is annotated as ribosomal protein S20. Bases 110 to 475 code for a protein of 121 amino acids. Gene Ontology annotation, molecular function: structural constituent of ribosome. The record is from RefSeq and is a predicted model, not a curated record. Gene Ontology annotation, cellular component: small ribosomal subunit; ribosome. The transcript is spliced from 3 exons. Lineage: Eukaryota; Metazoa; Arthropoda; Insecta; Hymenoptera; Apidae. Gene Ontology annotation, biological process: translation.
GAUCCUCCUCUUCUGUUUAGCACACGCGGCGUGUGCAGAUACUGGUUCAGCGCUGAUUAGUUUUGUUUAAAAAGAAAUUAAUCAUCUCGACCAGGAAGACAAUUAAACAAUGGCGAGCACGAAAGUUGACAAUCCUGAGAAACCAGGACAAGAAGUGACUCCUAUUCACAGAAUCAGGAUCACAUUAACUUCACGCAACGUACGCUCCCUUGAGAAAGUUUGCUCUGAAUUAAUCAAUGGAGCAAACAAACAAAAACUGAAAGUUAAGGGGCCAGUUCGUAUGCCUACCAAGAUACUAAGAAUAACUACGCGUAAAACACCUUGCGGUGAAGGUUCAAAGACAUGGGACCGUUUCCAGAUGCGCAUUCAUAAAAGAGUUAUCGAUUUGUAUUCACCAUCAGAAAUUGUGAAACAGAUAACAAGCAUUUCCAUUGAACCUGGUGUUGAAGUGGAAGUUACAAUUGCAAACGAAUAAGCAUUUCGAAACUGUAUAAAGUUGUAAUAAAAACAUAAAAUUCAAA